AUGUCUACAUCUGCUGAUAUGACGCCCACACUCAGCAUGCCUUCCCUUGUUCUACCCCUGGAGCUUCACGACUACAUCAUCGAUUUCCUCCACGAUGAGACCGAUGAGUUGAAGCGUACCGCUCUCGUUUGCCGAUACUGGCUCUCUUCGUCUCGCUUUCACCUGUUUUCCUCGGUUACUCUGCUGCCGCCUCUGGAAGCGCCAUCUCACUCAAGCUCGCCUUCGCCAUGCAAACGGCUCGAAAAUGUCAUAGCAAAAUCGCCCGAUGUGUCGCGCUACAUACAGGAGCUAUCCCUGUACGAAGGCAGCCGGCACGGCAGGAUGGGCUGGGCGUGGAUGCACGCAGAAUCCUCGCUGCCAAAACUUCUCGACGCUGUGAAAGGAAGCCUGAACACGCUCUGCAUCCAAGCAGAUCCACGAGAACGCCCUCCCCUGGCUAUCAGGCUCGCCCGCUUCCCAGAAUCCCUGGUCCACGUCUUCGGCCGACUCGCAGAACAGCAGGACCCGUUCACCCAUUUACGACACCUGCGGCUGAAGGGAUUGACGCUGCCUUCACUGCAGUCCGUGGCGACCCUUGUGGCAGCCAUGCCGGCGUUGAAGGACCUGGACCUGGUCCAUAUCAGGGCUUCUUCGACUGAAGAAGUGGCCCCGUACCCAGAGGUAUCGGGCUCGCGCAAGGCGGAGCUGGAAUCACUACAGGUCAUAUCUCGGGAUGCGGAUGGGUUCAUUCGCUGUCUGCUCCACGAGCAAGCCUCUGCUAGCCUAUACCAUUUGCGCUCGCUCGCGUACACGACGGGCAUCGGUCACAUGGGCGUCGUGAACGAUAUCCUUCGCGCUUGCCCCAAUUCCCUUGCAAGCUUCGAGCUAUUCGCCUCGAGUCCUCUACACCAGAUCGUCCAAGCCCCUCCACGCGACGAUAAAAUUCCCGACCUCUCACGCAACCCCGCUAUCCGGACUAUCUUGCUCGAUGGCGACAUCCUGCCCGACUCAUGCGAUAUCCUCCACUUCUCUGUCGCCGUGUUAUCAACCCUCCCACCCGAGAACGUCCUCGAGCACUUCAGCCUCACCAUCGCGCUCACCUGCCGCCUGCCCGCGCCCACGCUCGACGACUCCCUCGCGUCCUGCGCGCGCCUGGAUGCGCUUCUCGCUGAGAACGGAAGAUUCCCAAGGCUCGAGCGCGUGCGCGUGGACUUCCGGAUAUACGAGUAUGAUCGCGAGGAGGAGGGCGCGCAGCCGGCGGAUGUCCUGGCCGGGCAGUUUCUCGCCCGCUUGUCGAAGCUCGACGCGAGGGGCUUGCUGUAUGCUGAUGUGUCGUCUGUGUAG
This is a messenger RNA of Schizophyllum commune H4-8, 1323 nucleotides long. RefSeq lists its product as uncharacterized. Gene Ontology annotation, molecular function: protein binding. The record is from RefSeq and is a predicted model, not a curated record. Lineage: Eukaryota; Fungi; Basidiomycota; Agaricomycetes; Agaricales; Schizophyllaceae. Bases 1 to 1323 code for a protein of 440 amino acids. The transcript has 2 exons.